AUGACCGAGUCUCUUCGCCCCGGCUUGCAGCCGGUGUCUCACCUGAAGGCAGGGCCGACCACAUCAAGCUCCAGAUCAACCGCGCUGCCUUCUCCAACCAAACACUUCAUUUCACGACCUUCCUCACGACUUCGCAUGCAAAAGUCUUCCACUCGAGAUGAUCCACUUGAUACGACAAGCGAAAAGGCCACCCAAGCCCUGAUCCGACGCGUCCUUUGUCCUUCGACAAGCAGCCACGGCGCAUCUUCUCCACAGCCUUUGGAAGAGCUACUACCCCCUCUCACGAGCUCUAAUGACGUUGACCGUCAACUAUACGCCCUACUCGCUUUAAUAAUUAAGGACUUCGUCUACUCUUGGUAUUCGAAGAUCACCCCGGACCAAGCCUUCGUCAACGAGGUUCUACAUGUCGUUGCACACUGCACCCGAGCUCUGGAACAACGCCUGCGCCAAACUGAUGUUGCACAGCUGGCCUUGGAUGAAGUCCCGGCUUUGGUGGAAGCACAUAUACGUUCAUACAGAUUAGCCAAAAAGAACUCUGAUCUUUCCGGACUCUCAACGUCACAUCGUACACUUUACCACGAACUCAACCCUCACCCUGGCCUAUCGCCUGUCCCGGAUUCUCAUGAUCCUGAUACAAUCACCGCGCAGAGUGAAAAUGAAGCUGCGUACCGCAAGCUACUUGCCAGCGGCGUCUUAGCAGUCCUUCUGCCCACUGAAGAUCUAGAGAACAGCAGUCUGCGCACGCUGGUGGGGGACAUUCUUUCAGAUCUGAUACUGGGGAACCAAGUGUCCGGCAGAAUGUGCCAAGGGAUGUUCUUCUGGGAGGUCAUCACCAAACUUGCUACUCUAGCGAAAGAGCGUAAAGAGGGAGUCAAGAAAGCAGAAACCACGAGUGAUACUCCACCGAGUCAAUUAGAGCGAUUCGGCCUACUUGGAAAAGACGACUCGACAACCCAUCAGCCUUCCCAGUCGCAACUCACCGUCUGGAUAUGGAACAUUCUACAAAGCGUCUAUCUUGGUUACGUUGCGUUGCGUUUCAUUGCAACGGCCUUGUUCCGGGUCGCAUCGAAUCCCAGGCCGGAGCCCUCGCACGGAGCUGGUGUUUCAUUUCCCGCUGCAACGCCAGGCUCCAAGAAGGAGGGUGUCGAGUCGUCGUCAUACGGCAUCACAGGUAAGCGCCCGGUCGUCGACUACCGCCCUUUCUCGAUGGCAUCCACUCUACUUGACAUAUCGCAACGGAUGCCGUGGUUUUUUGGGCUACACCUGAUCCUGGCAGGACCCGGUAGAGUCGGUGACACGGACGGAAGGAGUACGUCCUACCCCCCCACUUUGUUGCCCAACCUUCUUCUCGCAUCAAGGUCAGCCCUCUUCCCGGCCAAUGCCCGCCCAUCAUCCCUGGGAGCGCCCGUGACCACUGGAGCCCUAGCUUCGACUCCGCAGAUAUCCGUGCAGUCUCCACCCAGUGGGAAAGCUCUUGCCAGUGCAACCAUUCUGGAAGAAGCCCGGGCCCCCGUGGGUGCUAGCGACGCAAGUGGUAAGAGUAGUACCGCAAGUAAUAGCAUCACCGGUGGCGGUGAUCAGCCGUCCCCGUUGUCAGAUCCAUCUCUUGAGACGAUCAGCUCCAAUGCCGCCCCGGGCUCGGAGCAAAGCUUCCGCUCCACGGAGAUCGCCUCUAUCAAGCGGCGAUGUGCAGCCAGCCUACUCGCCGUCAUCUCGCCCAGCGUCGCACGAACCUUUUUCGGCUUGGAUCCGAGCUGCGGCAGUGAUCGUACCUGCAGCGCCGCCACUGGAAUUUCGCCUUCCCUCACCAUGACCUCGCCCCCACCCUUAUCGAACGAAAAGGCCGUGGGCCACUCGGGAUCUUCAUUUCGAGCUGAACAGUCCCAGUCCACGUCGACGUCACAGCCUUCAGCUGCAGUAAUUUGCGGCAAUGGCGCUGAUGGGCGCGUGGCCGGAGUUGAUGCCGAAGUCGAUCCGGACGAGAGUACCUCCUUCAGACCAUCGAAAAUGAUCUACCAGAUCUGUGAGACCGUGCUGGCCAAGGUCCUUCCCGAAAUGGCAGAGCGCGGUGUUGCUGAGCUGAUGGAAGAUCGUGGGGUGGCCCCCGUACCUAGCGGUUUCUAA
This is a messenger RNA of Penicillium maclennaniae, 2124 nucleotides long. Its product is annotated as PXA domain-containing protein. The record is from RefSeq and is a predicted model, not a curated record. The coding region runs from base 1 to 2124 and encodes 707 amino acids. NCBI's taxonomy places the organism in Eukaryota, Fungi, Ascomycota, Eurotiomycetes, Eurotiales, Aspergillaceae. Gene Ontology annotation, cellular component: early endosome; late endosome; extrinsic component of endosome membrane. Gene Ontology annotation, molecular function: phosphatidylinositol binding. Gene Ontology annotation, biological process: endosome to lysosome transport; protein targeting to lysosome; early endosome to late endosome transport. The transcript is spliced from 5 exons.